This is a messenger RNA of Anisakis simplex (herring worm), 1137 nucleotides long. The record is from the annotation of a GenBank genome assembly. NCBI's taxonomy places the organism in Eukaryota, Metazoa, Nematoda, Chromadorea, Rhabditida, Anisakidae.
AUGGUUUCGAGUCGUAGUUUGCAGUUGGGAAUGCAGAUGAGAAGACAUCUGCAAACAGCCCCGAAAAGGCUAGCAGCUGCUUUCAAAUUUUCACCCAGCCUUGCUGAUCCCUCUCUUGGUGAAACAUCAAAAAUGAAUUUGUGUCAAGCGGUAAAUAACGCAAUGGAUACGGCUAUGAAGAGUGAUCCAUCGGCAUGUGUUUUUGGAGAGGAUGUCGCAUUUGGUGGUGUGUUCCGGUGCUCAGUGGGACUUCAAGACAAAUAUGGUAAAGAUCGUGUUUUCAAUACACCGUUGUGUGAACAAGGUAUUGCUGGUUUUGGAAUCGGUUUAGCCGUUGCUGGUGCAACGGCCAUUGCCGAAAUACAAUUCGCCGAUUAUAUUCUCCCAGCUUUCGAUCAGAUCGUGAAUGAAGCAGCCAAAUACCGUUAUCGAAGUGGAGGCAUGUUCGAUUGUGGUAAAUUGACGAUUCGUGCCACUUGGGGUGCAGUUGGUCAUGGAGCUCUGUAUCAUUCGCAGAGUCCUGAAGCGUAUUUUGCUCACGCACCUGGUCUAAAGAUAGUGAUUCCUCGUGGACCGAUUCAAGCGAAGGGAUUGCUUCUGUCUUGUAUUCGUGACGAUAAUCCGUGUUUAUUUUUCGAACCCAAAGUGCUUUAUCGUACAGCUGUCGAGGAGGUACCGGUGAACGAUUAUCAGAUUGACCUGAGUAAGGCAGAAGUGAUUCUUGAGGGCAAAGAUAUAACAAUGGUUGGAUGGGGUACACAAUUGUACGUUCUACUGGAGGCCGCUCAAAUAGCCAAGGAACAGUUUGGUGCGGAAUGUGAAGUAAUCGAUCUCAAAACGAUUCUUCCAUGGGACGUCGAUACGGUUGCAAAGUCUCUUUACAAUCCAUAUUGCGAUCAAUUCAUUCAGAGUGUAACAAAAACCGGUCGACUUCUCGUUUCGCAUGAGGCACCCGUAACUGGUGGUUUUGCAGCUGAGAUUGGGACAGCAAUUCAGGAGCGUUGCUUCCUGAAUCUUGAGGCACCAAUCACUCGUGUUUGCGGUUGGGAUACACCGUUUCCACAUGUCUACGAGCCAUUCUAUCUACCAACUAAGUGGAGAGUAGUGGAUGCCAUCAAAAAGCUGUCGCAUUUCUAA